UCCUUCCUUAUCCCUUUAGUGCCCCUGUUCCAUCCCCCUCUCCCUCUGCCCCCCCUCCCAUCCUGCUCCACUGUAAUCGCCACCUCCCGGUCUUCGCAGAUUUAGAAGGCCCAGCCCAGCCAGCUACAUUGGAAAGAGCAACACUCCUCGCCCCGCGCCCGCCCGGCCCCGGCCCCGCCCGAUCCCCGGGGACGCCCGGACAGCUGCUCGAAGGCAUUGUCACGCCGCCUCAUCCUGCUGCCCCCGGAGCCCGCUUGCCACUCGCUGCUCCCCUCGGCGAUUCUUCUCCAGUCCUCGGCUGCUCUUGCUCCUGCCUCCCAGGCGGGCCAGCCUCUCUCUCCUUUGGUUUUGUCGCCACCUCCUCCGGGAAGUCCUCCCGAGAGGGAAAGGAAGCAUGCAGGUCGCCUGCCAGAAGGAUGCGGCCCCUGAGGGGCAGAACCUUGGGGGCCGCAAACAGGAGGGCCAGGAGAUACCAAGGCUACCCACAUCCACAAAGAUCUGCUAUGCCCUGGGAGGAGCUCCAUACCAGUUGACUGGCAAUGUCAUUUCCUUCUUUCUGCAGAUCUUCCUCUUGGAUGUAGUACAGCUGGAUGCCUUCUGGACCUCUUCUGUGAUCUUUGUCGGCCGAGCAUGGGAUUCAAUAUCUGACCCCAUUAUCGGCUACCUAGUGAGCAAAAGUCCCCUGAGGAAGUGUGGCAAACUGAUUCCAUGGACUUUGGGCUCCACUCCCUUCGGUGUCCUGAUGUACUGCCUUCUCUGGUACACACCCUCUGACGACCUACCCAACUCCUGGAAGUUCUUCUGGUACCUGACCACCUACUGUUUCUUCCAGACAUGUCUGAGUUGCUACCAUGUGCCAUACACUUCAAUGACCAUGUUCCUGGGAGGAAGCCAGAGUGACCGAGACUCUGUCACUGCCUACAGGAUGGCGAUAGAGAUUCUGAGUACCCUCAUUGGCAGUGGCCUCCAGGGGCUGAUUGUGGGCAAACAUCAGGCCAAAAUAAUUUCCAACUGCCAGGGACUCAAUGGAUCCCUGUCUAAUGAAACUGUGAGCAAUUACACUUUCCCAUCCACUGAAACCUUGAAAAACGCACGAGCAUCGUAUAUGAUAGCAGCACUGGUCAUCAGUUCCCUCUACUGCUUCUCCUGUGCCAUCCUUGUCCUUGGGGUGCAAGAGCAGCAUGAGCCACCUGGGAAACAGGACCAGUCCAGACUCCCAUUUAUUCACAGUCUGUUCAUCAUCAUGAGCCACAGAACCUACACGAUCCUUCUAAGUGGAUUCCUCUUUAUCUCCAUGGCAUUCCAGAUGGCCCAGGGGAUCUUCGCCUUCUUCUGCGCCCAUGCCGCUGGUCUCUCGGGGUACUUCCAGUAUCUGUUGCUCAUCCUACUGGUGGUAGCCUGCUUCACCAUUCCAUUCUGGCAAUGGUUCCUGGUGAAGUUUGGAAAGAAAACUACAAUUUUUGUUGGAUUUUCACUCAUCUUCCCAGGCUUCAUUAUUUUUGUCCAAGUGACAAACAGCUUCCUCACCUUUGCUUUCAUCAUGGUCCUGAUGGGCUGCAGCAUAGCCGUGCUUUUCUUGUUGCCAUGGUCCAUGCUCCCAGACACUAUAGAUGAUUUCCAACUAAAGAACCCAACCUGCCAUAACCUGGAAGCAUUCUUCUACUCUUUCUUCAUCUUUGUCAACAAGUUUGGAGGUGGUCUGGCCCUGGGGAUCUCUACCAUGUGUUUACACUUUGCAGGCUACCACCCUGGGACCUGUAAGCCAAACCCUAUGGUUAUACUGGUUCUCCGAGUGCUCAUGGCCCCCGUUCCCAUCACCUUGUUAAUCAUCGGCCUGACUAUCUUCUGCUUCUACCCCAUUGAUAAGAAAAAGAAGAAAGAAAUCCAAGCAAAGAUGGAGGCAGCCAAGGACCCAUUGUACUAGCAUUUGUGAUCCCAAGAGCUAGUACCAAAAGGAUCCCAAGUUCCACAUUGCAUGAUCAUGAGGAUGGUGUCAAAGUUAGAGGAACAAUAAACAUCUAGUGGAGUCUUUUCCUUGCAGCUCUUCCAGGGAAGCUUCCUGUUUAGUCAGCCACCAAGCUGUGUCAGUCAUUUGACAAUAUGUGCCAGACCCUGGGGGAAGAAUAUACUCAGAGGAAGUCCAGGAUAUCUCCUUGCAUUCUUCCUGGCUGAAAACAUGACCUCAGAAACAUAUGCUGUCAGUCUUGGAAAGAACCUUAGAAAUCAUCCUAUCCACACCUCUUAUAUAUGGAGGAUGGAAUUAAAGCCCAGAGAGAGCAACUGAUCCAUCCAAAAUCACACAAGCAGGACUAGUGCUCAGGUUCCUUGACUCCCAAGUCUUAUGUUCUUUCCAGAAAACUGCACUGCUUCUCCUUCAAUCUCUAGCUCCCUAAGGAUAAACGUGUCUUUCAGUAUAUUGACAUAAAAGAGAUUGCCAUGCAUCCUUUAUUGCAGUCAGUGGAGAGUAAGUAUGGUCUUUGACCUGUUCCCAGGAAGCCCAUGACAAUCCCAGACAUUCUAAAUGCUUAUCUCUUUGAUAAGUAGGUCUACAAGACCUAAAGAUUCACCUUUAUAUAAUAGUUAGAGAUUGGAGGAACAUCAAAGGAAGCCAAUUACACAGAGUGACAGAGCUAGGAUUAAAACAUGGCCCUCUGUCUUUAAGCUUUGUACUUCCUUUGCUUAGUUUCCUCAUCUGUAAAAUAGGGAUCUGUAAUAGGAGUUCUCAUCUUCAAAAUAGGGUUGCUAGGAGACACAAUGGAUAGAGCACUGGGCCUGGAGUCACAAAGAUCUUGUCAUGAGUUCAGAUCUGACCUCACUGUCCCACUGGCUGUUUGACCCCUAGCAAGUCACUUAACCCUGUUUACCUCAGUUUCCUCAUAUGUAAAAUGAGCUGGAGAAGAAAAUGGCAAAAUACUCCAAUGUCUUUGCAAGAAUAACUUUGCAAGGGUCAUAAAGAGUCAGAUAUGGCCGAAACAACUGAACAAGCUGUUUCUACUGAACUCAGCUGUGUCUCUAUCCCAUUGAAAGACUGUGGCAAAAUUCCAGGAGCAUUCCAGUGAGUUCCUAGUGUUUAAUACUGGUCACUCCUAUCCCUGUUAUCUAAAAAACUACAGGCUCCUUUUUUUCUUUUUAAUAUUCAUUUAAUUUUUUUCCAAUUAGCAAAAUUAUUUUCUCUCUCAAAAUUAUUCUCUCAUUGGAAAAGAAAAAUAAAUCCCUUUGAAGAAAUAUCUAUAUAGUUAAGCAAAACAAAUUACUACAAUGGCCUUGUUUUAAAUUACACAACACACACAUACAUAUACACACAAGUGCACAUAUAUAUAAAUAUUCAUUGAGUAUCACUUCUGUAUCAAGACAUGGGUAAGAUGUUGAAUAAUGAUUUUUAGGAAUUCUUAUGUUUUUCAAAGGCAUACAUACUAAUAGAAUACCCCAUAUAAAGGUGGUACUGCAAUGGGGAUCACAGAGACUUAAGUCCAUUCCACAGGAUGGUGAUGCUCCAGUGUGAAGGUAUGUUCUUGCAGGAAAGGAAGGUGUGCUCCAAAGUCCUCUUCUGAGAGUAAGGUUCUUAUACUCUGAUUUUGGCUGCAAUCUUUAAUCUGGCCAAUAUGAAUAUCAGGAGUCAAGGUAAAAUAUUUUGGGGUUUAUUAAGGAGAAAAAAUAAGCUGGUAGUAGGCAAAAUAUUAUUUGAGGGCCAAAACGA
This is a messenger RNA of Antechinus flavipes (yellow-footed antechinus), 3697 nucleotides long. Its product is annotated as sodium-dependent lysophosphatidylcholine symporter 1-like. Gene Ontology annotation, biological process: carbohydrate transport. Bases 395 to 1924 code for a protein of 509 amino acids. The transcript is spliced from 15 exons. NCBI's taxonomy places the organism in Eukaryota, Metazoa, Chordata, Mammalia, Dasyuromorphia, Dasyuridae. Gene Ontology annotation, molecular function: symporter activity. The record is from RefSeq and is a predicted model, not a curated record. Gene Ontology annotation, cellular component: membrane.